AUGGUGGCCAAAGGGAUGAUCGGGCAUGGCUUCAAACCUAGGAAGGGGCUUGGGAAAUCACUGCAAGGAAUAGCUGAGCCUAUCACCCUGACCUCCAGUGAAAAAUUCUUUGGGGUAGGCUUCCGACCCACUCCAGCUGAUGUGAUAUGGGCAGAUGAUAGAAAGAAUGAUGGUUGGGUUUUGCCUCAACCGGUGCCGCAUCUAUACAAAACAUUUGUCAAGCCCAAAUACAAUGAAGAAGAAGAGGAUGAGGUUUUUACAGCCGAAGAGAUUGAAGAGAUCUAUGAAGAGGUAAAUUCAGUCGAGGCAAUAUCCGAGGAUACUACCGCUUGGAAGAUGUUCUUUGAUGGAGCGGUAAAUGCAAAUGGUGUGGGAAUUGGGGCAGGCUUGAUCUCACCUACUGGACAGCAUUACCCAGCCACAGCCCGGCUUCGGUUUUUCUCCACAAACAACACUGCCGAAUUUGAAGCCUGCAUUAUGGGUAUAAACAUGGCAAUUGACCAGGACGUCGAAGAGUUGUUGAUCAUGGGGGACUCGAAUCUGAUUAUCCCGCAAGCUCAGGGAGAAUGGGAGAGCCGAGAUAUCAAGAUUAUCCCUUACAGGCAGCAUGUGGAAGAUCUUAGCAGGUGA
Molecule: messenger RNA, 630 nt
Organism: Nicotiana attenuata
Lineage: Eukaryota; Viridiplantae; Streptophyta; Magnoliopsida; Solanales; Solanaceae
Exons: 2
Coding region: 1-630 (209 amino acids)
Molecular function (GO): RNA-DNA hybrid ribonuclease activity; nucleic acid binding
Source: RefSeq, a predicted model, not a curated record